GGACUUCGGCUGAUUUUCGCUAGGGUGAGGAUGGGCGUUCGGGCUUUCAUCGCGGAUUCGGAUCGCCGUACUCUCUUAGGCAAGUACGAGUGAUUUUGGCGGUUUUCUCCAUUCCGCUUACCUUCCGGAGUCUUCAUUUCUACAACAGUUGACUGAAAAGCGGCAGGAAAAUAAUUUUGUUCCGUGAGGGAAAAGAAGACCAGAUGAUAAUGAGGAUGACAACUACCGUCCCCCUCGUUCGAAGAGGAUUAAGAAGGACCAGGACAUACAGGAACAUCAUGCUAUAGAGUCUGGAUUUUCCUGGCUUCAUACAUCCCUCCUAGCUCUCGCCUAGUUAAUCCACAAGCCUCCACUUUCACUUUUCUUCCUGGAGCCAGGGCUCAGUGUGGCCCCCAGCUCAGACUAGACCCCCAUGGAUCCACUGCAGAAAUGGGAUCCAAUGUCAAUUUCCGUGCCCUCAUGUAUAGCCACUGUGAGUAGCUCUCAAGAGGCCUCAGCAGCCCCUCAGCCUUCCUCUUCAGAAAAGCUAAGCAUGGGUCUCAGCAUCUUGAGCGUCAGCCCCAGCCCCCGCUCCAGUGUCCCUGCUUCUCUGUCAGAGGGGCUGUUCCAGCAGCAGGCCCGGGAGAAGAAGGCCCUGUGGCAGCAGUACUGGGAGAAGCAGGGCUUUCCUCAGAGGAAGAAAGUCUUCCUGAGGCAUUCGAGACGCUGGCACCGGGAUCACAUGGCACCUUACCUGCUUGAAAGGGAUCUCAGAGGCUUUCCCUCAGGUGACAAAGCUCAGAAUCAGCUUCGAUGUCAGGGCCACGUGCAGAAUAUUGCUGGGAUGAGUGGGCAGAAGAACGCGGCCCCUAACCCUCCCUCCUGGGAAAUGCUGGUGCAGGGUCUCAAUGGCCUUACCCUCAGCUUGGGAGCCAACAGACCCGUCCCCCUGCCAGAGGAACCUUGGCAGCAGCAGGAGCCAGAGGACAUGCGCCAGCUGGAGAGGCAGCAGGAAAACCUGAAGAUGUUCCAGAGGAUGCUCAAGUAGAGGAUGUAAGAAGGCGGAGGUGCUGACUCACAGAUGAUAAAUACAUUUAGAAGGUGCUGCAUUGGUGUCUUAUGGGUGUGAACUCCUCUGAGGUCAAAGCAGUCCACUGCCAGUGGAUGUGUCCCAACACUUGUGCUAUGAUGUGAAUUGUCCUUGGAAAGAUCUCAACUACCCUGCCUGUCUUUUAGCAUGCCUUUUUGGAUGUGGUGCUAAGUGUUAGCCUAUACAGAAGAAACCUGGGUACACGUGAUCCCCAAAUAUGUGUGAUGUGAUUCAUAUACUGAGAGUUUUUACUGAUUUUUCUUAAGCUCAAUACCUCCUUCAACUUCUUGUUAAAAAGAACUGAUACCAUUUGUAUAUCUAUGUAUAUCUGUGUAUAUAGAGAGAAGACAUACAUCCACCUG
Messenger RNA from Mus musculus (house mouse), 1431 nucleotides. It is a transcript of the gene Vcf2, whose product is annotated as VCP nuclear cofactor family member 2. The transcript is spliced from 3 exons. The coding region runs from base 413 to 1027 and encodes 204 amino acids. NCBI's taxonomy places the organism in Eukaryota, Metazoa, Chordata, Mammalia, Rodentia, Muridae. The record is from RefSeq and is marked validated.